GCGAUAGAGAAAACCGUUAUUAUGCGUGGCGCCAUCGCUAUUCUCCGAGUGAUUCCAUCUAUCAGCUUUCAAAUCCAGUUCCAUUGAUCGACGCUGGCAAUGGCACACUGGCUCAAAGCGGCUGAAGAUUUAUUUGAAGUUGUGGAUCGAAGAGCGAAAUCUGUUGUCACUGAUUUAUCAGAUGAACAAUCUAAUUUUAAUUCUCCAGGUUUCUUCGUCUCCUUCUUCCUUUUAGAUUAUUAUAUUUCCAAUAUAUGUUCUGUAAAAUCUCCCAAAAUCAUUUGCAACUUGUUACAUUUCUGGAAAUUAGCUUCUGCUGGGCAAGGAUCACAUGGAAAGAGAAGGAAAUCAAAAUCCAAGGCUCAAAAGGGAAAAUCUAAAAACUCAUCUCCUACAAAUACUGAUACUACCAAAGAGAAAGGUGACACACCAGAAGCACCGGCUGAUCAUGUAGUAGAAAACGAUGGGAGUGCUUUCACUCCUACAAAUCAACCAAUCAAAGACAAUGUAGAGGCAUUUAAUGGGGAGCCCGUAAAAGAGAAUGCUUUAGAUAUGCAUAAGGAGAAUCCUUCUCCGGAUAACAAAGGAAUUGAAGGCUCCACUGAAGACAAACCCACUAAUGCUGAACAAGUUAUCAAGAUUGAGAAUUCGGAUUCCGAUGUGAAUAUGGAUCAAGAGAGAACUAAAUCUGUGGCCAAUGACAAAAGUUCCAAUCGUAGUGGUGACACUAUAAUUCAAGAUGCUGAUAUCAAAGCUGAAUCUUUUGUCAAUAGAAGCACCCAAGAAAAUCAUAAAACUGACAUUUCUCCGAAGAAACUACAGGAUCAACUUGAUCAGGCUCAAGGACUACUCAAAGCAGCAAAAUCUACUGGUCAGUCCAAUGAGGCAAGGUUAGCUAGGGUUUGUGCUGGACUAUCAUCUAGUCUUCAGGAAUACAAAUCUGGAAAUGCAGAGUUAGAAAAACUGCUUAGUGCAGAGAGAGAACUGAAUAAAUCAUUUGAAGUUCGCAUAGAACAGCUACAGAAGGAUUUGUCUCAAAAUAAAAGGGAAGUAGCAAAAGUUGAAUCAAACAUGGCUGAAGCCUUGGCUGCAAAAAAUUCUGAAAUUGAGGCACUUCUUAGUUCGAUUGAUGCAGUAAAGAAGCAGGCUGCAUUAUCAGAAGAAAAUAUAGCUUCCCUUCAGGCAAACAUGGAGUCUAUGAUGAAAAACCGAGAUCAAAUAGAGACAAGAAUGAUGCAGGCUCUAAGAGAGGAACUAGCAUUUGCUGAGCGAAGAGCAGAAGAAGAGCAUGCAGCACAUAAUGCUACCAAAAUGGCUUUUAUGGAAAAAGAAGUGAAAUUGGAGCAGAGAGCUAUUGAGGCAGCUACAGCUCUUGCAAGGAUACAGAGAAUAGCAGAUGAGAGGACCUUGAAGGCCACAGAAUUGGAGCAGAAGGUGGUACUUCUUGAGGUUGAGUGUGCAUUCCUAAAUCAAGAAUUGCAAGAUAUUGGAGAUCGCGUGCGCCGUGAACAAAAGAAGUCACCAGAAGAGGCAAAUCAAGUAAUUCAGGCAUGGCAGGAAGAAACAGAGCGAGCAUAUAGGAGUCAGAGAGAAGCUGAAAACAAGAUUUCUUCAAUAGAGGCUGAGCUGCAAAAGAUGAGAGUGGAAAUGGCAGCCAUGAAGAGGGAUGCUGAGCAUUACUCCCGUCAGGAGCAUGUGGAAUUGGAGAAACGCUAUCGCGAACUUACGGACCUUUUGUACUAUAAACAGACACAAUUAGAAGCCAUGAGCAGCGAAAAAGCUGCCGCUGAGUUUCAAUUGCAGAAAGAAUAUAAGCGUCUACAAGAAGCACAGGCUGAGACUGAAAAAAAUAGAAUUUCUCGUCGACCAUCUUCAUCUUGGGAAGAAGAUACUGAAAUGAAAACCCUCGAGCCACUUCCUUUGCAUAAUCGCCAUUUGGUUGGGACAAGUAUUCAGUUGCAGAAAGCAGUGAAACUAUUAGAUUCAGGAGCCGUAAGGGCCACAAGAUUUCUCUGGCGUUAUCCAACGGCUCGAGUUGGUCUAUUUUUCUAUCUGGUGUUUGUACAUCUCUUCUUGAUGUAUCUCUUGCAUUGCCUUCAGGAGCAAGCUCACAAUUUGGAUGUUAGAGAGGUUGCAAAAUCUUUGGGACUCUCUGACCCGAAUUACCAUGACUAAUCUUAUGAUGGGGAAAAAAAAUUAAAGGCCCUACAUCUGGUGUUAACAUUUCAAGAUUAACCUGCAAAUGCAUGUAAUCGUUACUGCUGCAUGCUCGAGUUUUCUCAAUGUGGGAUGGCAUCAUCUCUUGCUUUAUUUUUUCAUCAAAAUCGUAAAAACAUGAUUUAGGUACAGAAAUUCAUUCUUGUGAUAUCCCAUUCUUUUCUUUAAUUUUUUCAAUCCUUUAAACUAUAAUACAUAUUACAUUACUACACCUGCAUGUACAAAAUUCUAUUGUAAUUUGUACAUAGCAGCUUAAUUAUUUAUAUAACU
Molecule: messenger RNA, 2487 nt
Organism: Arachis duranensis
Lineage: Eukaryota; Viridiplantae; Streptophyta; Magnoliopsida; Fabales; Fabaceae
Product: golgin candidate 1-like
Exons: 19
Coding region: 100-2175 (691 amino acids)
Biological process (GO): retrograde transport, vesicle recycling within Golgi; Golgi organization
Cellular component (GO): Golgi membrane; Golgi cisterna
Source: RefSeq, a predicted model, not a curated record